AUGGCCAACGGGAGCGAGAGCGGCGUGGCCGACGACCUGGGCGGCCCGCUGGCGGGCGGGGCGACGGGCGGGGCCGCAGGGGGCGUGUCCUCCUCGGCCGCGCCCACCUACGCCAAGCUGGUCCUGCUGGGUCUCAUCAUCUGCGUGAGUUUGGCGGGAAACCUGCUGGUGUCGCUGCUGGUUCUGCGCGACCGCGCGCUACACAAGGCCCCCUACUACUUCCUGCUGGACCUGUGCCUGGCCGACACCAUCCGCUCGGCCGUCUGCUUCCCCUUCGUCCUGGUGUCCAUCCGCAGCGGCUCGGCCUGGACCUACAGCGUGCUGAGCUGCAAGGUGGUGGCUUUCAUGGCGGUGCUCUUCUGCUUCCACGCCGCCUUCAUGCUCUUCUGCAUCAGCGUGACGCGCUACAUGGCCAUCGCCCACCACCGCUUCUACUCCAAGCGCAUGACCUUCUGGACCUGCGCGGCCGUGGUCUGCAUGGUGUGGACCCUGUCCGUCGCCAUGGCGUUCCCGCCCGUCUUCGACGUGGGCACCUACAAGUUCAUCCGCGAGGAGGACCAGUGCAUCUUCGAGCACCGCUACUUCAAGGCCAACGACACCCUGGGCUUCAUGCUGAUGCUGGCCGUGCUGAUCCUGGCCACUCACGUGGUCUACAUGAAGCUGUUGCUCUUCGAGUACAAGCACCGCAAGAUGAAGCCCGUGCAGAUGGUCCCGGCCAUCAGCCAGAACUGGACCUUCCACGGGCCGGGCGCCACGGGGCAGGCGGCGGCCAACUGGAUCGCGGGGUUCGGCCGGGGGCCCAUGCCCCCCACCCUGCUGGGGAUCCGGCAGAACCUGCACAACCAGAACCGGCGGCUGCUGGGGAUGGAGGAGUUCAGGGCGGAGAAGAGCCUGGGCCGGAUGUUCUACGUCAUCACGCUGUUUUUCCUGGUGCUCUGGUCGCCCUACAUUGUGGGCUGUUACUGGAGAGUGUUCGUCAAGGCCUGCACCAUCCCCUACCGCUACCUCUCCACCACCGUGUGGAUGAGCUUCGCCCAGGCGGGGGUCAACCCCAUCAUCUGCUUCAUCCUCAACAAGGACCUGAAGAAGGGGCUGAUGACCCACCUGCCCACCUGCUGCAGGACUAAACCGCGGCUGCCCAGAGAGCCCUACCGUGUCAUGUGACCAGGGAAGGCAGGGCCUUAGGUAGGGCGGUGGAUUCACAUUCGUUUUAUUUAUUGAUUGAAUU
This is a messenger RNA of Conger conger (European conger), 1228 nucleotides long. RefSeq names its product probable G-protein coupled receptor 173. The transcript has a single exon. The record is from RefSeq and is a predicted model, not a curated record. Gene Ontology annotation, biological process: G protein-coupled receptor signaling pathway. Gene Ontology annotation, molecular function: G protein-coupled receptor activity. The coding region runs from base 1 to 1164 and encodes 387 amino acids. Gene Ontology annotation, cellular component: plasma membrane. NCBI's taxonomy places the organism in Eukaryota, Metazoa, Chordata, Actinopteri, Anguilliformes, Congridae.